Molecule: messenger RNA, 723 nt
Organism: Aureococcus anophagefferens
Lineage: Eukaryota; Pelagophyceae; Pelagomonadales; Pelagomonadaceae
Exons: 1
Biological process (GO): protein phosphorylation
Molecular function (GO): protein kinase activity; ATP binding
Source: RefSeq, a predicted model, not a curated record
AUGCAGCACCUGCAAGUGGCGUUGGCGACGGCGAACGCGAAGCUGGCGGAAGAUUCGCACGACGAGAUCCGCAAGUCGCUCGAGUCGCUCGCGACGGAGGACAGCUUCAAGUACGAUCCCUACGACUCCGAUUCGGAUCAGGAAGCGUCCCUUCUCGGCGAGGGCUCCUUUGGAGCGACGCACACGAUGCGCAACGUCGACGACGGCCACCUGUACGCGGUCAAGCUGAUCAAGAUCAAGAAGGCGGGCGUCCCCAUCGAGAGCCUGCGGCAGGAGGCGUCGCGCCUGGCGAAACUCAAUCAUCCGAACAUCGUCCGCUACUACACGUCCUUCACGAAGAAGAAGUUCUUCGCGAUCGUCACGGAGCUCCUGACCGGCGGCUCGCUGCUCGAGCGCAUCGACGACGCCGCCGGCCCGCUCCCGGCCGGCCAGAUCAAGCGGUGGACGAUCCAGAUCGCGUCCGCGCUCGCGCACAUGCACGCGCAACGCAUGCAGCACCGCGACCUCAAGCCGGACAACGUCCUCUUCGACGCGCGCGGCGACGCGCGCCUCAUCGACCUCGGGCUCGCGCAGAUCGUCGUCGCCAAGUCCAAGGUCUCGUCCAAGAACGCGGUCGGCGCCGAGCUCUACCGCUCGCCGGAGAAAGCGCUCGGCCGCGCCUACGACGCGAAAGACGACAUCUGGGCUCUGGGCUGCAUGGUCGCCGGCGCGGCGACGGGCAAG